This is a messenger RNA of Cetraspora pellucida, 830 nucleotides long. NCBI's taxonomy places the organism in Eukaryota, Fungi, Glomeromycota, Glomeromycetes, Diversisporales, Gigasporaceae. The record is from the annotation of a GenBank genome assembly.
UUAAAGAUAAUGAUGGUUUUGUUCUUAGAUUUUCUUGUGAAUGUGAAGAAAAUUUAGAAGAAAUUUAUAAUAAUCCUACUAGUGCAAUUUUAUCUUUAUAUCAAUGCCUUUUUGGAACUACAACAAAAUUUUCUGGUCCAUUAAUAAUGGGUUUUGAAGACAAAGAAAUUUUAACUAAACUUCUUUUUGAUAUUCCUUUUAGACCAUUUUCUUUCAAAUUAGAUAAAUUGCAUAUAUUUGUAUAUAGUAUUGGUAUAUCGGAUAAUAGCUGUUUAUAUGGUGCAGGUCCUGGUUUUAAUUCAUCUUUUAUAUCUGUUAUUAAAAAGGAUAGUAAAGCUAAAAGUGCAGUUGUUAUUCAAGGAAUUAAAAAAACAGGAUUUUUGAAACAAUAUGAAGGUAAUGCACUAUUUGGAUUAAAUCACUAUAGAAGUCAAGAAAGUCAAAGUUUAAAUAAUAAUCUGAUAGGUUCAAAUGGAAAAAGAAGAAUUUUAUCAAUUAUUGCUGAUAGUUUUUCAUAUAAAGAACUUCAAUCUAGACUACAUGUUUCUUUAAACUUAAUCAACACAGCCAAAGGUCAUGCAUGCAUUAAUGGAUACAGAGGUCCUGCUAUUCCAAAACCACAAAUAAAACGACAGAUUAUAUCUGAACUUCUCGAAGACCAAUAUGAAUCUUUUAUGUUAAACAAGACUAAUGUUAAUAUAAGUUCAUAUAAGGUACAUAGUAAAACAGGAUUACCACUAAUGUAUCUUACUGACAAUCGAGAAAAAAUUUGGGAAAGAUUUCAUAACAAAUAUCCAGAAGGUCUUGGUCAUACUGCAUUCUUGGAUUGA